Bubalus bubalis (water buffalo) is the source of this 4111-nucleotide messenger RNA. RefSeq names its product 5-hydroxytryptamine receptor 3E-like. Gene Ontology annotation, molecular function: extracellular ligand-gated monoatomic ion channel activity. Lineage: Eukaryota; Metazoa; Chordata; Mammalia; Artiodactyla; Bovidae. Gene Ontology annotation, biological process: monoatomic ion transport. Gene Ontology annotation, cellular component: membrane. The record is from RefSeq and is a predicted model, not a curated record. Bases 571 to 1398 code for a protein of 275 amino acids. The transcript has a single exon.
UGUACACCCAUGGCUGAUUCAUGUCAAUGUAUGGCAAAACCACUACAAUACUGUAAAGUAAUUAGCCUCCAAUUAAAAUAAAUACAUUUACAAAAAAAUUAAAAGAAUUAUAAAAAGUUUUAUACAGGAAAGGUUCAAAUGAAUAGCAUGUACAGUAAGGAAGAUACUUGUCUUACUAAAUUCACCAGAAUAUAGGUUAAAAACUUCACUAUUGAAAUAAGCAAUAAAUUAUAGUUUCCCAAGCAGUGAAUGUAUAAUUAAAUAUAAUUGUAUAAUUAAGUAUAUAAUUAAGUAUUUAUGUUACUAAAUGAAAACUUUUUCAUAUAUAUAGUGUCAACAGUAGUCCUUGCCGCAUAAUAAGCUCUUCAUAAGGACUGGUUGAAUAAAUGAGAGUUGACCUUGAGCAUUUUAAUUUUUUGCUGACUUUGAAAAUGGUUUAAUGAAAAAUUUUAAUUAAGAAGAUAAUUCGAGGUAGGGCUCAAGGUGUGGCCUAUAGUCUGUUCAUGUCAAUAUCAUCACUGAGUCUCCAGAGAAGAGCCUAGGAGGGGACAAUGGAAAGAGGUUGACUCCAUGGAGAGGAGUUUGCCUCCUUCUCUACCUGCUGCUUCAAGUGCGAGGAAACACUCUUUUGGUCACUUGGACUUUGCCCAGCAUGGAGGUAGAUGCUGUCGUUUGACAGAAAGUUUUCUGUCCAGUCAUGCUCUACAGCAUCCCACUCACAUCAGCCUCUCCUUCACCCUGUCUAUUGUCCUGGAAGUGGAUGCACAGCUUCAGCUGAGGACAUCAUUCCUGUGGCUAAAUAUGACCUCAUACAAUGUAUCCACCAGGCAGAACCCAGAGGCAUAUGGGGACAACAGGAAGCUCAGCAUGGCAGCUGAGAGCCUGUGGCUUUCAGAUAUCUUUAUUGAGGAGUUCAUGCGUGUGGACCAGGCACCUGCAGGUCUCAGGACUCAUGUCAGCAGUGAAGGUCCAGAAGUGAGCAGCCACCACAAGUGUUCUGCAUCUGUAACCUGGACGUCUUCUCUUUCCCCUUUGAUGAACAGAAUUUCACACUCAUCCGAGGCCCUUUCAUCUAAACAGGUGGCCACCAGGCGCAGGUCCAGGCUUUGCGUGAUGCGUCCUUUGGUCCCCGAUGGCUUUCUGUUGGUCAUUAGUACCUUCAGCUUCUUCCUGCCAGCAGAAAGAGGGCACUUCUCUUGGGCUACACAUCUUCCUGCUCAUGAUGAUGGACUUAUUCCUGGCCACUGGCACCCCGCUCUCAGUGUCUCCUUGGCCCGUACUGCCUCUGAUGGUGCAGGUCAGCCUCCUGGAGACCACGUGCAUCACCUGUUUGCUCUACCUGGCUCCCACUCACGCCUUGGUGGCUCCAUUCUCUGCUUUUGCACUGUACUGACCUAAGGAAAUGCUGCCCCACUGCACCCCAGAAAGGAAAGAAGGGUCUAGGUCUUACCUCCACUCAUCUGCCUGGCCUGAAGGAGCCAUUGAAUUUGGUGGGGAAGGUGCCAGGUACCAGAGAGGCAGAGUUAAAUGGAUGCCCUGCAUCAACAAGGGCCAGUAGGAACCUGAGACCCAGAAGCAGCACUUUGUGGGCUGGUGGGUUCUGUUGAACCACACGAUGGGUGUCUGCUCUUCCACCUCUACUGCUCUUCUUGUCCUCCUCUAUCAUCAUGGCCACCAUCCUCUGGAACACCUUGGCAGAUGUCUAAGUACAAACCCCAAAACUGGUCAGGCUCUCAUGCCCAUCCAGAGCCCAGCCACCAGCCGUCUUGUUUUUAAUGCAGACCUUCUACACAGUUUCAGACCAGCCCUGCAUCAUUCCCUGGGCCCUCAAAAAGUCAUGUCCUUGCUCCUGAAUGCAAUCAGCUCCCCUCAGCCAGCCCUUGAGCUCUGUCUGGAUCCUCAGGAUUCCAGUUCCUGGUGUUACUAUUUUGGUUGAAUCAUCCUCAGUAAACCCUUUUGCAUGGGGAGAAAGGGGGAAAUUCGACUUUAUUUUUUGAAGAUAAAUUUUUAGUAUAGUUUAACUAAGCCAUUAAUAAUUUUAUAGUUGAUAUUUUUUGCAAAGAGUGACCGAGGAGUUUUCUUUGCAAGGGGAGAAAGGGGGACAUUCGACUUUAUUUUUGGAAGAUAAAUUUUUAGUAUAGUUUAAGCCAUUAAUAAUUUUAUAGUUGAUAUUUUUUGCAAAGAGUGACGAGGAGUUUUCUUUAAGUAAAACACUUGUGUUCGGUGGUGGAAAUUAAGGAUAUAAGCAGGAUUCCUAGGGAAACAUGGAAAAAAUACAUUAAUGAGUAACAUAAUAUGACAUUUGGUAUGCCAGUAAUAGUUACUUACUUGUUAAAUAGGUCCUAAAGACCUUCCAGGGCAUGAAAAUAAGAAAACAUUAUCCGUUAAAAUGUUGCAUAAAUCAGAAUGACCAUCAUUUUGCCUGUUUUAAUUGGAACUUUUCGUCCCUCCCCCCACAAAUUAUCAUGGUUUCAUUGCUUAAAAUGCAUUAGAAUAUUCUACUUAACUCUUCGUCUGCAACGUCUGUAUUUUGGGUCCUUGAUAAUGAUUUCAGAUGGCAUAACAUAAUAAUUUUCUUGGUGAUUGAAUUGGUUACAAAUUCCUUAGUAGUAAACAUUCAUGGAUUCACAAUCAGAGUGAAGAUACGAAGAAAAGAAAGGAAGAAUUUGCUUGUCUGUAUUUUUGUAAAAUCUUAGUUAUUGCUUUUAAAGAAAUGCAGUUUGGUUACAUAAGGCUUUUCUACCAUGUUGUUAUAAAAAUACAGAAAAGUUCAAAGGAUUAUGCAAGGGAUGCCCUAUACCCUCUACGUAUAUUCUACAAUUACUUUAAAAGUAUUUGCUUCAUCACACAUGGAUCAUCUAUCCAUCCUUCUAUUUUUUCACGAAUCCGGCUUUUUGAUGCAUUCCAGGCUGAUGUGUAGACAGCACACUUCAGCCCUUCACCAUGCAUACCAAAUUUAUCCAUAGUGUUUUGUUGUUGUUAAAAUCAAUGUAGCAUUCUCUGUCUUGUCAAAUGUAUAAUAUACAUCCAUGAAACUCAAACUGUAAUGAUUAUACAGACUAUAACUUGGAAAAAUUUCCUCCCAUCCCUUCCCCUAGGCCCUCUUGAAUCUCCCUAAACUCAGAAGUAACCACUCUUCUGAGUUUUCUUUUUUAAAUCAAAGAUUAGUAUUUUGUGUUUUAGAAUAUUAUAUAUGUUGAAACAUAUGAUAUAUACUUUGGUAUAAGAGUUUUUUCACUCAGCAUAGUGUUUUUGGGUUUCAUCCAUAUUGUUACACAUAUCAGUAAUUCAUUCCUCUUUGUUAAUGAGUUAUGUUACAUUAUAUGAAACCUACCAUGAUUUAUCUAUUUCUUGACUGUUUCCCGUUUUGGGUUAUUAUGAGUAAAGCUGCUGAAAACAAGCCAGUUACUUGCUGGGUACUUCCAUUUGAUUAACUCAGGAGCUUAAAAAUGAGUAUGUUCAAAAAUUUUCUUUAAACAUUUUUUUUUGCUGUGCUGGAUCUUAGUUAUGGCACAUGGGUACUUUGAUCUUCUCUGUGGCAUGUGAAAUCUUAUGGUGUCUGAGAUCUAGUUCCUUAAACAGGGAUCAAACCUGGACCUCUGCAUUGGGAGCAUGGAGUCUUAGCCACUGGACCACCAGGGAAGUUCCCUAGUAUGUUCAAAACUGAGCUCACCCAGCUGUGUAUUCUCCCCAAGUCCCUGUGUCAGUGAAUGGCAGCACCAUUUAGAGUGCUGUCCAAGUCAUGACCUUGACUGCUCCCCGUCCCUGAGCUCUCACACAUCAUCAGAUACAGAGUCCUGCCAGUACUGUCUUCAUCACAUUCAAUCACUUUGCUGUAGUGCCUAAUCAUGAUCCUGUUCGAAGCCAACACCAUUUUCAUCUGGAUUUCUAAAAUAACCAUCUAAUUGGUCUCCUUGCUCCCUCUCUUGGCUCUCUCUCUCUAUUACCUUUUCCAGACCACUGUCAGGGAUCUUUGAAAAAAUACACAUUAAGUAUACUACUUACCUGUUAAAAGACAGCAAAAGAGACACUGAUGUAUAGAACAGUCUUAUGGACUCUGUGAGAGAGGGAGAGGGUGGGAAGAUUUGGGAGAAUGGCAUUGAAACAUGUA